CGAGUAUGUGACAGUUAGUGAAUUCAAAGACAACAGAGGAGGAGAAACCAUAGAGGAGACAACAGGCUGCUGGGUUCUUUGAACAUUUUCAGUUGAAGUUCAUCCACCAAAAUGGAGAUCCAAAAAGACCUCAGGAUGAGACGACCUCAGAUGGAGAGUUACGACCAAAAGCUGGAACAACGGGCAGCAAAACAUGAGUUCUUGAGAGAUCGCAACAAUGUGACGACAUGUCGCAGCCCAGGACACAAGCUGGAGGCAGACUGGAAGAGUGAGAUGCAGCAGAAAAGACAGAUAGAGUUCCAGAGAAGGAGACAGAUUGUCCAGGCUGCCACUCAUCAGGCUGAUGAAAAGCAGUCAAACAAGGAGACCAAAGUCAUGAUGAGGACCAACAGGCAGAGAGUGCCUCUCAUCCACAGACAGUCCCUCAUAUCAGCAGAGGAUCUGGGGAUCACCUGGCCAGAUGUACACUCCAUCGGGAAGGCAACAUGGAUCACCUCACCACCACUGCAUGGGGCAGGAGGGAAAAACAAAAUAGGGCAGCUUCACUCUGACGUCUCGCAGAUAUUCCCUCAAACACCACAGCAGCCCUCACUGAGGAAGAGUAUGGAUAUCAGAGAUAAAGUAGUUAAACAGGACCAGAGUGGCCUAGUAAUGUUAACCAGGCAGCUCCAACAAAGGAAUGUCUGCUGUCAGACAGAGCAUGGCUAUAGCACUGUGAAGGAGACAGACCUCGUUCAACUCUCUGAGUAUCUACAGGAGGCUCUGCGGCGAGAGGAUUCUCUGAAACAGAAGCUUGCUCUACUGCAGCACACCACCUCUACUCUACUGCUCUCACAUAACAAUGUCUGGAAGGUCUGUUGCAAAGAGGACAAGAUGAAGGGAAAGAUUGGGGCACUAGAGUCACAGCUGAAGAUCUGUGUGCAGAGGCUGUCCAGGGAUGGAGCCAAGAAGCUGCUGCUACAGUCGGAGCAGCAGAGGCAGGAGCUGGAGGAGAUGGCCGUGGCCUCACUCCAGAGGGUCACUGACCAAAAAAACAAGGCCCAGGACAGGGCUCACAGCCUGGAAAUGGCACUGCAGACUGCCCAGGUUGAGUCAUCACAGUGCCGAGAGCGCUAUGAGGAAGAGAGGAGGAAAUGCACCCAGCUGAGGACGUCUCUGGUGCAGAACAUAGACCAUAUAAACCUAUUACAGAGCCAACUAGAGAAAGUGAUGGGACAGGAUGCAACUCUGGAGAGUCAGCUGCUGCAGCACCAACACACUGAGGCUGAGCUCCACCUCAAGAUCAACCUCCUAGAGGACAACCUCCACACCUGCAGGACACAACUAGAGACAUGGAGACAGCAGCAGCAAGACACCAUGAAACAGCAGGAGAUUGUCAGAGGACAGCAACAGGACUCCAUAGAGCAUUCAUUGGAUGAGCAGUUUCAGCCAGCCAUGUCACACCACAGCAACAAGAAACAAAGCAUGAUGGAAGCCAAUAUCGAAAGGAGAGAGAGACGUUGUUGUCCCUGGUUCAUCCUAACCCUGUUCGUGGCAGUCAUGGUGGUGGCCAUUUUGACAUUGUUACUGGCCAAUAUCCCCACGACAAGAAAUCAGCUGUGGGACCUUUACCAAGUACUACAGGAACACACAGAGAAGUACCUCUAUGACAUGACAUUACCACAGCAUUGCUAUAGGCCCAUAUGACAAGACCUGGGAACUGAACAAACCCCUGAAGAACUUGCUCUAAAGGGUUUGGGAAAUACAGUAUGUUCUAUGUAUUUUUUCCAUCACACUGGACGCAAUUUAUUUUUGUCAUCGUAAAUAUCUUUGCAUCUUGAAGUCAAUUUGUAUUCAUAACCAUGCGUUAUGGUUACUGCCUCGUUCAUGCUUACUUGUUGUAUUUCCUCUGUAUAGUUGACACAUUUGCCACUUAUAACUGGACAGUAAAACUGACAUUUUAAAUAAGACCGCUUUGCUAGUUUUGGAAAAUUUUAUUUCAAAAAAAGGAAAAUACAAAUCAUUAGAGGGAAAAAGAGUUGAGAUCCUUUAACAUUAAGUGCACACCCCGUAUACUAUUUUCAUAGGCCAAAACAAAUAGUUUAAAUUCCAUAUAAUGAUAAGUGUAGGAUAUACAUAUGGAAAAUCAUCAACAUUUAAAUGAUUUUCUCUACUAGUACCUUUAAAUGAUCUCCACAAAAAACUAAGUUAUAGUAAACUGUUCACAUACCUAGCAAGACCAGUCAGAAUCGCAUGAAGGAAUGGAUCUCAACAGUCAUGGGCGGAAGGUAGUCUAGCAGUUAAGAGCGGGGAGCCAGUAACUGAAAGUUCGCUGGUUCAAAUCCCGAGCCGACUAGGUGAAAAAUCUGUUGAUGUGCCCUUGUGAAAGGCGCUUAACCCUAACUGCUCCUGUAAGUCGCUCUGGAUAAGUGUGUCUGCUAAAUGACUUAAAAUGCAAAUGUCACAAUGAUACUUUUUCUUUAUAUUGUUUAUAA
Molecule: messenger RNA, 2474 nt
Organism: Salvelinus namaycush (lake trout)
Lineage: Eukaryota; Metazoa; Chordata; Actinopteri; Salmoniformes; Salmonidae
Product: TRAF3-interacting JNK-activating modulator-like
Exons: 13
Coding region: 112-1686 (524 amino acids)
Source: RefSeq, a predicted model, not a curated record